CGCCUCGUGCCCUUUGAUCCGCCCGGCCCGGGCGCCUCGGCGGCGCCGGGGGGCGGAGCAGGGGGCGUGGUUUCCGCAGAGUGGGCGUGGUUUUAUCGGCAUAUAAAAGGCUGCGCCGAGCCCCUCACGCCCGUCACGAGGUCUUGGCGAAGAUGGAGCCCGAGUCUCCCCCCCGCGAGCUGGAGCUGUCGGCGCUGGAGGCCGAGAAGCAGCCGAUGGCCGCGGCCGAGCCGGGGACCCCUCCCCAGGCCCCCCCUCCCCACCGCGACCCCUCCCCGGGCCCGGAGCAGCACCCGGGCGCCGAGAAGAACGGGCUGGUGAUGAAGAUCCCCCCCGAGGAGGAGGAGGAGGCGGCCCUGGGGGGCACGGGGGCCUCGGGGAGCCCCAAGUUCACGGGGCUGGGCAAGGAGGAGCUGCUGCGGGAGGCGGGGACGCCGCUCUGGGCCCGCGCCCGCCUGGUGCUGCUCGUGCUCUUCUGGGGGGGCUGGCUGGGCAUGCUGGGGGCCGCGGCUGCCAUCGUGGCACAGGCGCCCCGCUGCCAGCCCCUGCCCGCCAAGGCCUGGUGGGAGCUCGGGGCGCUCUACAGGGCCCCCCCCAAGGCUUUCGGGGGCGAUCUGAAAGGCGUGGAGAAGCGUUUGGGGUACCUGAAGGAGAAGCUGCAGGUGGGGGGGCUGGUGCUGGGCCCCGUGGCCCCCCAAAAACCCCCCGGGGGGCUCCUCCCCCCCCUGAAGGAGCUGGACCCCGCCCUGGGCACCCUCCAGGACUUCCAGGCCCUGCUGCAGGCAGCCAAGGACAAAGGGCUGAAGGUGAUCCUGGACCUGACCCCAAACCCCACCGGGGGGUCCGUCUGGGGGGCUGCAGCCAACAACUCCACGGCGCACCAGCAGGUCCAGGCUGCCCUGAGCCACUGGCUGAAGGAGGACAUCGCGGGGGUCUUCCUGGACGGCAUCGAGGAGCUGCCGGUCUCGGUGGUGGCUGAGUGGAGGAACCUGACGGAGCAGCAGCCGAGCCCCAGCGGCGUGGCCAGGGUGCUGGUGGGGGGCACGCGGCUGAAGGAGCCCUGGAGGGUCCCGGGGGUCCCGGGGGGGCUGCGGCUGCUCCUGGGGCCCUUCCUGCAGCCCCUGGAGCCCGGAGCCAGCGCGGGAUCGCCCGCGGCAGCGGCGAGAGACCUGCUCGGCUUCCUGGGCAACUCCUCGGGGCUGGGGCUGGGCUGGAGCGUGAGUCUGCACCCCAAAUGGGACCCCAAAACCCCCCAAAUGGGACCCCAAAACCUGCCCAUGGGCUGGGCUGGAGCGUGAGUCUGCACCCCAAAA
Molecule: messenger RNA, 1313 nt
Organism: Passer domesticus (house sparrow)
Lineage: Eukaryota; Metazoa; Chordata; Aves; Passeriformes; Passeridae
Product: 4F2 cell-surface antigen heavy chain-like
Biological process (GO): L-alanine import across plasma membrane; L-leucine import across plasma membrane; phenylalanine transport
Cellular component (GO): basolateral plasma membrane; apical plasma membrane
Molecular function (GO): L-alanine transmembrane transporter activity; aromatic amino acid transmembrane transporter activity; L-leucine transmembrane transporter activity
Source: RefSeq, a predicted model, not a curated record